AUCUGCAAUCGUUUAGUCGUACUGAGAAGCUAGGGAAAUGAAAGCUAACACGUGGAAAUAGUAAUUUGUCGUAUUUUGCUUUCACUUCAGGGUGGUGUAGUGCCUUUUUGAACUGUGCCUUGUCAACGGCGUCUCUGUAUCAUUAGCUGAACGCUUACCUCGCAGCUCACCGGUGAAUUGAGUUUAUCUGCCUUAUCAUGGCGGACAACGGAGACGACGAUUCUCAGUACAGAAUUAAAGAGGGUGACUAUGUUGUGUUGAAACGAGGCGAUAUCUACAAAGCUAUGCAAAUUCAACCAAGGAAGAAGGUGAUUUUUGAGAAACAGUGGUUCUUCCUGGACAAUGCAGUGGGUCAGCUGUACAGCACCACAUUUGAGAUUGUGUCUGGAGGGAACCUGCAACCACAGAAGCACAAGGACGCAGAGAGCGCUAGUGAUGCGAAGGAGGCAGGCACAGACAACAGAAACAUUGUAGAUGAUGGAAAAUCUCAGAAACUGACCAGGGAUGACAUUGAGACCCUCAAAGAGCAAGGUCUGAAGGGUCAGGAAAUCAUUCAGCAGCUUGUAGAGAACAGCUCCACGUUCAGAGUUAAGACUGAGUAUGCCCAGGAUAAGUACAUCAAGAAGAAAAAGAAGAAGUAUGAAAGUACUGUGACGAUUCUAAAACCGUCCUGUCGCAUCCUGGCUAUGAUGUACCAUGGCCGGGAACCAGGGAAGAUCUGCCACCUCCGGUAUGACACACUUGCCCAGAUGUUAACUCUAGCAAACAUCCACGCUGGCAGCAAAGUUUUGGUGUUUGAAACUUGUGCUGGCCUCGUGCUGGGAGCUGUCAUGGAAAGAAUGGGGGGCUAUGGCUCAGUGAUCCAAAUGUACCCAGGAGGUGGUCCUGUUCGGGCGGGUGUGGAGAGCUUUGGCUUCCCUGCACAUUUUCACGAUAUGCUGCAUGAGUUUCCCAUCUGCCAUGUCAACGCUCUGCUGGCAGGCACUCUGGACACCACUGCCAAAGACGCAAAUGCUGAUGAAAAGCUGUCUGACAUGGCUGUAGAGGAGGAGCAAAACCAGCCUGGGACAGAGCAGCAGGGUCCAGACGAACAGAGCAUGGAGACCAGUACUGGUGAUGACUCUGGGCAGGACCAGGAGAAAAAAGAGAAGGAGAAGCGCAAAGAAGCUAAAGCUCAGGAAAAAAAGGUGAAGCUGGAGGAGAAACGGAGGAAGCUGGCAGCUGCCGCCGCCCUGCUGGAAGGCAGGAAUGCCGACGGGUUGGUUAUAGCCAGUCGGUUUCACCCGUGUCCUGUCCUAAUGGGCCUGCUCAAAUUCCUCUCCCCCUCAAGGCCUUUUGUAGUCUUCUCCCAAUACAAAGAGCCCCUUAUCGAGUGCUACACAAAGCUCAAGGAACAUGGCGGUGCAGUCAACCUCAGACUCACAGACACCUGGCUCAGACAUUAUCAGGUGUUGCCUAACAGGACACAUCCUCUGCUACUGAUGAGUGGGGGCGGGGGCUACGUCCUCUCAGGGACAACAAUUGCCAUGGACCGCUCCAAACCUGCAGGCUCCAGCGAGCUGAGGAACCGGCAUCCAAAGAGACUGAAACUGACAGACACUGAGGGAUAAACAAAUAUAAAAACAUCACAUGUUUUCAGGGCACAUUUCUAGUGGUCUAUAGGGAUUUUUUCCUCAAGCACUGACUUUCCCUUCCUGUUGAACUGAUCUGACACAUCUGGAAUAAGGGAGAGGGAGUGUCUGGUUUGCAUUCAUCAGACCACUACCUCCCGUCUUGUGUAUUCAGAUCAGUGCGGAUGAAGGCGUAAUGCUGGGGAGUAAAUUGUGAGCCAGUUUAGGCUCUCUGAGCUCAGUGUAUGUGUUAUGUAAGGACCUGCUGAAAUAAUCUUUUGUGCGUUGAGAGUAAAGUGACAGGUUUGUGUUUCAUGCCUCGAGACCAGGUGUAAAAACACUAUUUUUUUUCCAGUUAAUCCUCUCCAGCAUCUAUGUUAUAACGUUUUUAUUUUGUUAUCCCUGCAGAAAGUGCCAUUUGUUAUAUGAUACAGUUGCUUAUGCAGCUUCACUGUGGGCUGCAUCUGUAUCUACACAGAAUUAAAAAAGUAGUACUGAA
Molecule: messenger RNA, 2109 nt
Organism: Lates calcarifer (barramundi perch)
Lineage: Eukaryota; Metazoa; Chordata; Actinopteri; Centropomidae
Gene: trmt6
Product: tRNA methyltransferase 6 non-catalytic subunit
Exons: 12
Coding region: 198-1610 (470 amino acids)
Biological process (GO): tRNA methylation
Cellular component (GO): tRNA (m1A) methyltransferase complex; nucleus
Source: RefSeq, a predicted model, not a curated record